AUGGCUGGUGACGAUGAAGGCGGCGGCAGCAGCGGCCCCAAACACAGCCACAACUACCGCGGCGCCAACAAGCACCGCAGCGGCGGCCACGGCGGCCACGGCGGCCACGGCGCCAAGCCCAAGGACAACGGCACCUGGCGCAAGGACAACCGGCCGGUCAAGCGGCGGCGCCUGCAUGGUGGCCGCAAUGCGGAGAAUGCAGAGAAUGCAGACAACGGCGAAAACGGAGAGGGCAAGACGUGGGAGGCGCGGCCGUCCAACAUGAGCAUCCCGUUUUCGGCGGAGGAAAUUGCCGCCGAGGGCCGGCGGCCGAAGCGGAAGGUGGCGGUCAUGAUUGGCUACGCGGGCACGGGCUACCGCGGCAUGCAGAUCAACCACGACGAGAAGACGAUUGAGGGCGACCUGUUUGCGGCGUUUGUGGCGGCGGGCGCGAUUGCCAAGGCCAACGCGGACGACCCCAAGAAGUCGAGCCUCGUGCGGUGCGCGCGGACGGACAAGGGCGUGCACGCGGCGGGCAACGUGAUCUCGCUGAAGCUGAUUGUCGAGGACGCGGACGUGGUGGACAAGAUCAACGCGGCGCUGCCGGCGCAGAUCCGCGUGUGGGGCAUCCAGCGGACGAUCAACAGCUUCAGCUGCUACCAGGCGUGCGACUCGCGGUGGUACGAGUACCUGCUGCCGAGCUACGCGCUGCUGCCGCCGCAUCCAGAGAGUUUCCUGGGACGGGAGAUGGUGUCGUGGUCCACCAAGGCCGACGAGGAAGCGGCGACGGCAGCCGCCGCCGGCGAUGCUGUUGAUGGCGAGAAGACGGACCAGACUGUCUUUGCAGGCAUGAUGGAGCGGCUGGACGACGUCAAGGACUUUUGGCCGACGGUGGAUCGCGAGGUGGUGGCGCCGAUUCUGGACGCACUGAGCCCCGAGGUGCGGCGGCUGGUGACGGAGCGCCUGCACGCGGGCGACGACGUGUCUUUGGUCACGCAAAAGGACAUUGAGAACGUCGAGCACGCCGAGGCCGAUGGGCCCACUGGGCCGAAGGUGACGGAGACGACGGAGGAGGCGGCUGCGGAGGCAACGGCUGAGGUGGUGGCGGAGACGGCAGCAAACACAGACGACGCGACCGCCGAGCCCACGACGACGGGGCCCAGCCACAAGCUGGCGGUCGAACAGGCGCUGCGCGACAUCAAGGCGGCGUACAUGGCGGCCAAGCGCGCGUACCGCGUGACGCCGCAGCGGCUGCAGCGGCUGCAGGAGGCGCUGACGCAGUUUGAGGGCACGCGCAACUUCCACAACUACACGAUCCAGAAAGCGCACGGCGACGCGUCGGCCAAGCGGCACAUCAAGUCGUUUGUGGUCAACCCGGCGCCGCUCCAGAUCCGCGACACGCAGUGGCUGUCGCUCAAGGUGCACGGGCAGAGCUUCAUGAUGCACCAGAUCCGCAAGAUGGUGGCCAUGGCCGUCAUGGUGACGCGCUGCGGCACGGACCCGGCGCCGGCCAUGGCGCUGAGCUACGGCCCGCGGCGCAUCAGCAUCCCGCGCGCGCCCGGGUUCGGCCUGCUGCUGGAGCGGCCCGUGUUUGACAGCUACAACGCGCGCGCGCAGUCCAACUUUGGCAAGGCGCCGCUCGACUUUGGCGUGUACGAGACGGAGCUGCGGGCGUUCAAGGACAGCCAGAUCUACGGGCGCAUCUGGGACGUGGAGGAGACGCAGAACGUGUUCCACGCCUUCUUCCACCAGCUGGACAACUUCCGCACCAGCUAUUAUCUGUGGGCGGUGCCGGGCGGCUACAAGGCCGCCUUUGAGCGGUUUGGCGGGCAGGGCGGCAGCAAGGACGGCGCACGUGGUGCUGGCGGGCCGUCGGAUCUUCUCGAGGAUCCUGACGAGGACGCCGAGAACCCAGACGAGGGCGAGGGGUAA
This is a messenger RNA of Sporothrix brasiliensis 5110, 1911 nucleotides long. Its product is annotated as tRNA pseudouridine38-40 synthase. Gene Ontology annotation, biological process: tRNA pseudouridine synthesis; mRNA pseudouridine synthesis. The record is from RefSeq and is a predicted model, not a curated record. The coding region runs from base 1 to 1911 and encodes 636 amino acids. The transcript has a single exon. Gene Ontology annotation, cellular component: nucleus. Gene Ontology annotation, molecular function: RNA binding; pseudouridine synthase activity. Lineage: Eukaryota; Fungi; Ascomycota; Sordariomycetes; Ophiostomatales; Ophiostomataceae.